UAAUGGCACUGAUUCAUGGGGGGAAAGCAGAACUUCACUUCCGAGACAAAAACGGGAGCCCAUGAUGGAGAAAAUGGUUCCUUGGACCUGAAGGAAACAAAGCUGAUCAAACGUGAAUCUGAAAAAUGUGAUGAAAUGAGAACAAACGUUAUCGACCCGUGGGCGUCUGUGGUAUCAGAACUGCAGCUUUCAGACAUAAGUGAUGACGUGGGUACUUGCUGGCGUGAGUUGGGACCAAAGCUUGAUAUCUCUGCAGCAAAGAUCCAAAACCUGGACGACGAUUAUCGCUGUAGUCGCGACAAAGCGAACAAUCUCCUCCUCAUGUGGAAACAGAAAGAAGGGCGAAGUGCAGUGGCAGGGCGUCUGGCGGAUGCUUUAGAAAGCAUUGGAAAAAAAUGCAUCGCAGAGAAGCUGCUCGGUGAGUAG
Stylophora pistillata is the source of this 426-nucleotide messenger RNA. RefSeq lists its product as uncharacterized. NCBI's taxonomy places the organism in Eukaryota, Metazoa, Cnidaria, Anthozoa, Scleractinia, Pocilloporidae. The record is from RefSeq and is a predicted model, not a curated record.